GUGACCUGUAGUCACUAUAGCACAGAGACAAUGGAAGAAGCUACCCAAACAUCUGCAAAGGUGGCAUCAAAACCAGAGAGCAAAAAUCAGAUGAAGACCCAUAAGGAGGAGGAGAAUGUUGGAAAGAAUCAGUUGAGUUCCAAAGAGGAGGAACAUCAGGGCAAGAACAAGGAUCAAGAACCAGAAGAGACCUGCCCAUGGGCAGAUUCAUCGGGAUCUGCAAAAUAUAUCUACAACCGCUUUCUGUCCGAGGCUAGAAAUGACAGUACAUGGAUGCUGGAUAAGAGCAAUAUGGCAACACUGAUGAAAUGUUUGACAAUUAAGAAAAGAAUCAAAGUCCAGACUGCUAAAUACUCGUAUUUCCAAGCUCUGGUAGAAGAGUCUGAUAAUACCAGAAAAAAGACUCAAGGAGCCACCCUGAUAGAAAAAGUCACUAAGAAAUUGGAGACCAUAGGGGUGCCCCAACAGGUGAAGAGAAAGUUCUUUAUUUUGACAGCAAAAUAUUUAUACUAUAGGUCUCUGACUCAGGGUGUACCUGAAGAGAAGCUGAUACAGGAUCCACAGUUGCGGAAGGCGCUGAUAUGGACCGCCAAAUACUUGUAUUUUCUGUCUUUGAUGAAUACCCUGACGGAAGAAAUGGUCCAGUACCAAAAUGAACAGAAGCUCUUAAAGCCAUGA
Xenopus laevis (African clawed frog) is the source of this 678-nucleotide messenger RNA. RefSeq lists its product as uncharacterized. The transcript is spliced from 2 exons. The coding region runs from base 31 to 678 and encodes 215 amino acids. The record is from RefSeq and is a predicted model, not a curated record. Lineage: Eukaryota; Metazoa; Chordata; Amphibia; Anura; Pipidae.